This is a messenger RNA of Pristis pectinata (smalltooth sawfish), 5651 nucleotides long. It is a transcript of the gene slc25a11, whose product is annotated as solute carrier family 25 member 11. The record is from RefSeq and is a predicted model, not a curated record. Bases 29 to 943 code for a protein of 304 amino acids. Gene Ontology annotation, biological process: phosphate ion transmembrane transport; thiosulfate transport; oxaloacetate transport. Gene Ontology annotation, molecular function: malate transmembrane transporter activity; antiporter activity; thiosulfate transmembrane transporter activity. The transcript is spliced from 8 exons. NCBI's taxonomy places the organism in Eukaryota, Metazoa, Chordata, Chondrichthyes, Rhinopristiformes, Pristidae.
CCCCCGAGUCACCUUGGUGAACGUGGAAAUGGCGGCGGAGAAGGGCCGGAGCUCCCCGAAGUCCAUCAAAUUCCUCUUCGGGGGGCUGGCGGGGAUGGGGGCCACGUUCUUCGUCCAGCCGCUGGACUUGGUGAAAAACCGUAUGCAGCUCAGCGGGCAAGGAGGCCGGGCGAAGGAGUACAAGACCAGCUUUCAUGCUGUGAGCAGCAUUAUGAGAGCUGAGGGGAUCAGAGGAAUCUACACCGGUCUUUCCGCUGGCUUGCUGCGCCAGGCCACCUAUACGACCACCCGCCUGGGCAUCUACACCAUCCUCUUCGAGAGGCUCACCAAGGCUGACGGGACGCCACCCAACUUCUUCAUCAAAGCUGGAAUCGGGAUGACAGCGGGUGCGAUCGGUGCCUUCGUGGGGACUCCUGCCGAGGUAUCGCUAAUCAGGAUGACUGCCGACGGCAGGUUGCCUGUCUCAGAACGUAGGGGCUAUACAAAUGUGUUUAACGCGCUCUUUCGCAUUACCCGUGAGGAGGGUGUCUUCACACUCUGGCGAGGUUGUGUCCCAACGAUGGCUCGAGCUGUGGUGGUGAAUGCAGCCCAGCUGGCUUCCUACUCUCAGUCCAAGCAGUUCCUCUUGGGUCUAGGUUAUUUCAACGAUAACAUCCUUUGCCAUUUCUGUGCCAGUAUGAUUAGCGGGCUUGUGACAACAGCUGCCUCCAUGCCAGUUGACAUUGCAAAAACUAGAAUUCAAAAUAUGCGGACAAUUGAUGGCAAACCUGAGUACAGGAAUGGAUUGGACGUCCUCUUAAAGGUCACCCGACACGAGGGGUUCUUCAGCCUCUGGAAGGGUUUCACUCCGUACUACGCACGUCUGGGACCGCACACGGUCCUCACCUUCAUAUUCCUGGAGCAGAUGAACAAAUAUUACAAGCGCUACUUCCUGGAUCAAUAAAAUGGUGACUCCUUUAGCCUUACCUGCCAGGGGUAUAAAACGUGAGAGUGAGGGUGGUUGGUGGUGAGGGAGUUGGGAGCACAAUGUAUAACCGAAUCUACUAUUGACCAGUCACGGGUUAGGUUGAUCUUUUACUUUGGCUGAAUGUCAAGGGUGAGAGGCCCACUGACAGUGUGGUUUUGAGAAUGUGAGUGCGUGUAUGCGUGACAUUAUCCCAUCGGGAAAGUUGACUUUAAUCUGUUAAUUUGUCCUCUGACCUUUGCCCCAGGGAAACACCCCGUUCCCUAAGCAUAGUUCAAAGGGAUGUGACCUGUCUGGUCCUUCGACCUCUCAAUCAGAUCGUGAAUAAUCCGCCUUGAAUCUCUAGACCUCAGUCCGCACCAUCAGGCCCAGGUUAUGUGGUCAUUAUCACAUUGGUGUUCGUGGGAGCUUGCUGUGCACAAAUUGGCCACCACGUUUCCUGCAACGCAGCAGCAACUAAUCUUCAGAAGUUCCUUCAUUAUCAGCAAGACAUACUGGGACAUCCUUCACUGGGAAAGAGCUUACAGGUUUUUAUUUCUGCUAAAGCACUUCCACCAGUCCCAAACUUCCAACUUAGCCCCAGUCCCCUGAUUACCUCCCCUCACCCCACCCUAGUCUCAAAGGCUUCUUCAGAUUUCCGAUGGUCUCUCGCUGAAGAAUUGCUUCCUGACGUCACCCAUCAACAACUGAGCUCUGACUUUAACCUUGCUUCCUCUGGUUCCAGCCCUUCCCAUUUGAGGGAGACCCCCAGGACGGGGCUCCUUUGAAGAUGAGGGUUGGAGAUGUAUCGGGGAAGGACUGGACCUUGUUGUUUGAACCUUGGGGUUCCUGGAUCUCGGGGAUUGCAGGGUGGGGGGAGGAGUUUGGUGUGAGUUGAUGGUAGUGGAUGUUUCAGGGAACUCAUCUCCUGUUCCCAUAGUGAGUGUUGACCCAGAGGUCAGUCACCUGGUGUUGUGCUGAAACCCUCCAGUACCCACCGUCAUGUGUCUACCUUUUACUUAAAGUCAAGGAGCUGUACAGAAACAGGCCCUUCGGCCCACCAUGUCCGUGCCAGCCUUUUUGUCCAUCUACACUAAUCCCAUUUGUCUGCCUAGUUCAACAGGUGAAAGACCUGCCUUUCUCCCAGAGCCUACCUUUUGGGUUGGGGGAGGUGGAGAUGGAGAUGGGGUUGGUAGGGAUGGAAUUUCCCCCUUUCCACUCCUGACCGCUGCAACUCAGGAUAGGAAGUUUAAGCACCUCAGGGUCCAGACAGGAAUGGGGUUGAGAAAGUAUCGAUGGAACUCCAGCACCGGGUCGGUGACAAGUCAGACUACCCUCUACAAUGUCGCACUGGUCCUGCCACACCAGCCAGUUGUAGACGUUUGAUCAUUCCCAGCCUCUCUUCCCCUUUCAGUCACGUGCACAGGCAUACUCUCUCCCUGCAUGGGCACACAGCCUUGCAGUUUGGCUGGUUUACAAUCAAUUCCUGCCCUUCUACACAAAUCACUGAGGUUUGUGCUUGGGAGUACAGCUCUUCCCCCAGUUAACAAAGAAGUAGGUGCCUAAAGAACUCUAUUAUGAAAGUUCCAAGUAUGGCAAACCUUUAACAUUUGUGGGGUGGUACAAAGGAAGCUCAUUGAUAUCCUCCCUCUAAAGAUGCACUUGUUUUAACAAGCUGAAUCGCACAAGUCAAUCAUUGCCACGUCGAUGAGCUCAGGUUUUUGAGAGAUUUUUAAUUUUACAUAGCUUAUUUAACAGAUUCCUUUCCAUUGACCCGAUCUAACUGUUAAACGUUACUGGUUUUUACAGACCUGUGUUUGAAAGACAGUCUCCAGGUCCUUCAUUGCAGCUAACAAAACCCUCAUUGAGCAAUAAAUUGAAUUAAAGAAAACUUUUUUUGUUGCAGCAAAGGUUUAAUUCAGUGUUCCCUAACCUGAACCCUUAUGUUCCCUAAAGGUUAAUGGGACUGGGCAGCCUGAGUUAGAAGGAGAGGCUGGAUAGGCUGUAGGAGGCUGAGGGGUGACACUUACAGAGAGGAGGGGCAUAGAUACGGUGAAGUGUCACAGUCUUUUUCCCAGGGUAAAUAGGAGCAACAGAUUUAAGGUGAGAGGAGUGACUUUAAAGGGGAUCUGAGGGGAACUUGUUCACACAGAGGGUGGUGGGUAUAUGGAACGAGCUGCCAGAGGAAGUGGCAGAGGCAGGUACAAUUACAACACAGGUAUAUAGGCAUGUUUGGCAUGGAUGUGUUGGGUCAAAGAACCUGUUUCCCUGCUGUAUAACUGUACCUCUAACCAGAGCAGAGCUCUGUAGUAGAGAGGAGGUGUGGUCAUGCAGUUUCUUUGCACUGUGUUUGUACAUGUGUGUGUGGUGGGGGGAGCUGCAACAGCAGAGCAGGUCAUGGAGAUGGCAGAGUUUUUCCAUUUAAGAUUUCUUAUUUUGUAGGGCAUACGUCAGCCAAACUCUUCAUCCUGCAUCUGGGGUUAGCGCCACACUGAUGCCUGAGGCAGGGCGCAGGUUGGAAUCAAUCACUGCACUAUGUGAACAUUUAUGUAAGUUUAAGCAGCAGACUGGCCACACCACAAUGGGGGAAAACAAAAAAUUACUUGGAAUUGUAUCCUCCAACUAAUGUGCAAUGGCAGAGGACAUCAAAAGUAAGACGUGUUGUAACAUACUUAAAUAAGCUUAAUACACACAAACUAUUUAAAUAGACACAAGGAUGGUGAUACCUUAACUCACAAGUAUCGCUAGUGGUACCAUUGGAAGCUUCUCCUACUAUCACGACGUUUGCCCAGGGGAUUCCAAGGCUGGGAUGUUCAAGUGUCAACAUCCUGAAGUCUGUCCUAAAUCGUGUGCUGGCUGUUUUGAUCACGCUCCUCGGAGUCAGAGGAUCUGGGUUUUGAGAGCCGCUCGAGCCACUUGAACCCAUGAUCCAUUCAGUCAUUCCCCGCACCACAGAAUUACUUCAUUGGCAAAGGUGUCGAUCAGCUGAGAGACCACACCUCCCAUCUGCCCUUUCACUUGGAUGUAAAGGAACUCGCAAUGCUUUGGAAGAAGAGCAAGAGGAUGUUCUCUCCAGUAUCCUGGGCUGAUAAUCCUCAGUCAACACCGCUAUCUUUCUGUUUGUGAGGACUUGCAGUACACAAAUUAUCUGCCACAGUUCCCUCUGUGUGACAGACAAAAAACAGGUCUUCAUUAGCUGUGGAUGCACUUUAUAAGGUAAAGAAAGGUGGUGCAUAAAUGCAAGUUCUUUCACAUCUUCCCUCUGAUGCAGGGUCUCGACCUGAAACGUCAAUCACCCCACACUUUGCCCCUGCAAAUGCUGCCUGACCUGGUGAGUCCCUCCAGCAGUUCAUUCUUUUGCUUCAGAUUCUGGCAUCUGCAGUCUCUUGUGUCUCCUCUGGUUUGUUGAGAUGUCCUGGGGUGGGGGGGUCUUAACUCCACACAGAAGUAGCCCUGGCUCAUACAGAGGUAAUUUGGAGCUGUCAAACUCUCAAGAUCAAUGUGUUUCACAAGAGGGUGCUCCACCAGCCCUGGCAUCAAGUUGCACCCCCUUCUCCUUCCCUCCACCAACAGAGUGUGAGAGAAAUUAAAAGCACCACUUAACCCCAUCCUUACCAGCAGUCCCUAAGCUUUCUAAAAAAAAAGGGCUGGAUCCUCACCUUGAGAAUAAGCUGUGGUAUGGUAUCAUUCUGACUGCUGAGGCUGUGUGGAGAAGAGUUUUGUGAUUAUUUAUUAAAGGUAUAGUGACUGAAGAAUGGGUUCCAGGCAGUUACAUUGGUUUAUUAUAGUCACAUGUACCAAGGUACAGUGAAGGACUGUGUUUUGCGUGCUACCCAUACAGAUUAUUUCAUCACAUCAGUGCAUUGAGGUAGAUCAAGGGAAAAGCAAUAACAGAAUGCAGAAUAUAAUACUACAGUUUCAGAGAAAGUGCAGUACAGGCAGACAAUAAGGUGCAAGGCCAUGCUGAGAUAUAUUUGUGAGGUCAAGAGUCCAUCUUAUCGUACUAGGGUACUGUUCAAUAGUCUUAUAAUUAUCUUGAGCCUGGUGGUACGUGUUUUCAGGCUUUUGUAUCUUCUGCCUGAUUUGUGUUGGGGGAGGGGGGGGAAGAAUGUUGCCAUAAUCAUUAAACUUUAUUAACGAAACAAGCACUGACAAUAGUCGGCAGGUCAGGCAGCAUCUGUGAACAUGCGAAAGAACUAUGUUAGGUUGUUUACCUGAAACCUUAUCUCUUUUUCUGAACAAGUACUGCCUCGCCCACUGAGUUUUUCCAAUAUUUUGUAUUUAAGAUUUCCAGCAUCUGAGCAUUGUGCUUUCAGUUUAGGUUCCUUGUUAAGUUUUGCUGGUCAUGACUCUGAAUUCACUUCCCUGGAGUGAAACUUCUACAAUACAGGUCUUUUUGAAUUGUUACCUUUACAAAAAAAAAGUUACUCUUUGAUAAAGGUUUGUGAUGUGUUCUGCACAUUGCAUUCUCUCGCCUGGACUUCUGACGCCUCCACCACCAUCAUCGAUUUUCAGAUUAUUGUAUUUUUCUGUCUUGGAGAGCUCCAAGUGAAAAUUCUGUACUGUUGCCCAUGUUCCCUCUUAUCUACGAGAGGUCCUAUGGACAUUUUUAUGCACAUCAGAUGUUGUGACAUUUAAUUACAGAGCAAAUGAAUGACUUGGAAGGAAAAUAUCUACAAAUAAAUUAAUUAUUGGUUCAAUGCUUCAA